AAUAGUAUAACGCCCAUUUCCUCUCUCUCUCUCUCUCUUCUCCAUCUGGUUCCGAUUUGCGAUUCAGUAAUCGCCAUUGGCAUGCACCUGCUUCGAUCUCGUUGGUCCAUUUCUUCUCCUUCUUUAGAGCCACAGAUCCUUCAUUGCUUCAGGCCGUCAUUUCAUAUUUUACUACUUUACUCCGCCAUCACUCAUUUCUCGUGACUUCAAUCAAUACAAGACGAGAAGAUGGAUCAGUUAUAAUAUAGACUUUAUAUUGUUAAGAAGAUCGUCAUGCUUGGAUCUGGAAGGAGACACGAGAUUGAAUCAGUUGUAAGGAAGGAAGACUUUCCUGUAAAUGAUUUGAGAGAUCGACUUAAGUCUUCACGUGAAAGCCGAUUCGAUCUCCUGACUAACCAGCUUGGGCUUGAGCCAACUCAGAGGAAAUUCAGCACUGAGAACCUUAUCAAUGGCUUCAAAGAAUUCUCCAAAUCUCUCCUCAUCCUUCCUGACAGCAGGUGGUAUCAUUUGUGGACCUACUUCAUACUUUUAUGGGCAAUUUACUCGUCUUUCUUCACGCCCAUGGAGUUUGCAUUCUUCAGGGGACUGCCUAGGAAGAUCUUCAUCCUGGAUAUUGUUGGACAAAUUGUUUUCCUGUUUGACAUUAUCCUACAAUUCUUUGUUGCUUAUAGAGAUAGUCACACUUACAAGUUAGUCUGUCGGCGAACACCAAUCGCUCUUCGGUACCUGAAAUCUCAUUUCAUCUUUGAUCUUCUGGGGUGCAUGCCUUGGGAUAUUAUCUAUAAGGUUUGUGGAGAAAAAGAGGAAGUAAGAUAUCUCCUAUUGAUCAGAUUGAGUCGAGUUCGCAAAGUCAUAGAUUUCUUUCAAGAGAUGGAGAAGGAUAUAAGGAUUAAAUAUCUUUUUACUCGGAUUAUAAAGCUCAUUGCUGUUGAGCUCUACUGUACCCAUACAGCAGCUUGUAUCUUUUACUAUUUGGCUACCACUUUACCUAAGGAAAGAGAAGGCUAUACAUGGAUUGGAAGUUUAAAAAUGGGUGAUUACAGCUAUGCAAACUUCAGAGAGAUUGACCUGGGGACACGAUACAUAACAUCUCUAUACUUUGCCAUUGUCACCAUGGCAACUGUUGGUUAUGGCGAAAUACAUGCAGUCAACUUGAGGGAAAUGAUAUUUGUAAUGAUCUAUGUGUCUCUUGACAUGGUUCUUGGUGCCUAUUUGAUCGGUAACAUGACAGCAUUGAUUGUUAAAGGAUCAAAGACAGUGAGGUUCAGGGAUAAGAUGACAGAUCUGACCAAAUACAUGAACCGGAACAGACUGGAUAGAGAUAUUCGUAAUCAGAUCAAAAGUCACUUGAGAUUACAGUAUGAAAGCAGCUAUACUGAAGCUUCUGUUCUUCAGGACAUGCCUAUCUCUAUUCGUGUUAAGAUUUCUCAAUCUUUAUAUAAAUCUUACAUUGAAAAUAUUCCUCUUUUCAAAGGAUGCUCACCCGAAUUCAUCAGUCAGAUAGUAAUUAGAGUUCAUGAGGAGUUUUUUUUGCCAGGAGAAGUGAUCGUGGAACAGGGACAUACUGUUGAUCAAAUUUAUUUUGUGUGUGAUGGUACAUUGGAGGAAUUGGAGAUAGAUACUGAUGGAACAGAAGAGACAAUCUCUACUCUAGAAACCUAUAGUUCGUUUGGUGAAAUUUCUAUUCUCUGCAACAUUCCUCAACCUUAUACAGUUAGGGUUUGUGAGCUAUGUAGACUUUUACGUGUUGACAAACAAUCCUUUGCCAAUAUUCUUGAAAUGUUUUUCCAUGAUGGGAGAAGAGUGUUCAACAAUCUUCUAGAGGGUAAAGAAUCAAAUCUCCGUGUAAAGCAACUGGAAUCUGACAUCAAUAUUCACAUUGGCAAACAAGAAGCUGAACUUGCUCUGAGAUUUAACACUGCAGCUUAUUAUGGAGACCUACCUCAGAUCAAGGAAUUGAUCCGUGUAGGUGCCGAUCCAGACAAGUCAGAUUAUGAUGGACGUUCGCCAUUGCAUCUUGCUGCAUCAAGAGGCUAUGAAGAUGUGGUUAUGUUUCUGAUCCAAUCAGGCGUAGACAUCAAUGCAAAAGAUAAAUUUGGAAACACACCAUUGCUGGAAGCAGUGAAGAAUGGACACGAUAGAAUUGCGUCAUUACUUCGUUAUGAAGGAGGGGCGUCGUUGAAAGUUGAUGAUGCGGGUGGUUUAUUAUGUACAUCAGUGGUAAGAGGCGACGCUGAUCUUCUGAAGAGAUUGUUGGCAAAUGGUCUGAAUCCAGAUUCAAGUGAUUAUGACAAUCGAACUCCACUUCAUAUUGCUUCCUCUCAAGGAUUAUAUUUCAUGGCAAAGUUGCUUUUAGAAUCUGGAGCCAGUGUCUUUAUAAAGGACAGAUGGGGGAAUACUCCAGUUGAUGAAGCAGAAACAUGUGGAAACAAGAGCAUGGUGAAGCUCCUGAACGAUGCGAAACAAAACCAGUUUUCUGAAUUUCCUGAGGGAACUAUUACAGAUAGUUGUAAAGUGAUGGGGAAAAGGAAAUGUACUGUGUUUCCUUUCCAUCCAUGGGAGUCGAGUGAUACAAGAAAACAUGGGAUCGUGUUAUGGAUACCGAAAACUAUUGAGGAGCUGGUCAAGACAGCGGCUGAGCAUCUAGAAUUGCAUGAAGGUGUAAUUUUAUUAUCAGAAGAAGGUGGUAAAAUUAUUGAUGUGGAUAUGAUAAACGAUCACCAGAAGCUGUACUUAAUCACUCAAACACAAACACAUUCUCAUUGAUAUGUUUUUCACAUCACAAUGGGAUUCAAAACUUUAUUGUGAAAUGUUAAUAUCCUAACUAUUAAACCAUUUAUAACCGUUGCUCACCAUGCAUGGAUUUAGUGACUUGG
This is a messenger RNA of Impatiens glandulifera, 2876 nucleotides long. Its product is annotated as potassium channel SKOR-like. NCBI's taxonomy places the organism in Eukaryota, Viridiplantae, Streptophyta, Magnoliopsida, Ericales, Balsaminaceae. Gene Ontology annotation, biological process: potassium ion transport; transmembrane transport. Gene Ontology annotation, molecular function: protein binding; voltage-gated potassium channel activity. Gene Ontology annotation, cellular component: membrane. The transcript has 13 exons. The record is from RefSeq and is a predicted model, not a curated record. Bases 274 to 2766 code for a protein of 830 amino acids.